UCCGGCGGCGCCGCGGCUGUCCCGUUGCCCGGUGACGAUGUCGGAGCGGCGGGCGAGGGGGCCGCUGCAGCGGGUGCAGCGCCGGAGCCGGGAGCUGCGGGCACAGGUGGAGGCGCUGCGGGCGCAGAGCGCGGCUGCAGCCCCCGGGCAGCGCGAGGCCCUUCGGCUGAGAUGUACACAGCUCAAGGAAUUUGUGGAGGAGAAUACAAACACUCUCCGUGGUUUGAAAAAAGCUGAUGAGCCUGCGCCAGUGGGGAAUUACAGCCAGAGGAAGGAAGAGGAAGAAAAGCUGUUGCUAAGACUCUCCCAGCAGCUGCAGAAACUCCUUCUUGCCUUGGAUCAGAAUAGUGUGACAAAGAAUUAUCCAGGGGGUGAGGAACACCAGAAAGGCCCUCAUGCAGAAGAGGGAAAUGAAGAAGAGGAGGUGAGUGAAGAUGAAGAAAGUGAGGAAGAAGACACUGAAGAAGAAGAAGAUGAGGAGAAGUUGUUGGAUGAUCCAAAUGUUAGAGAAUGUGUUGCUGUCGGGAACUUUGAUGCCCAGCAGGAAGGGGAUCUCACAUUUGUGAAAGGUGAAAUCCUGCUUAUACACGACAAGAAGGCAGAUGGCUGGUGGGUAGCUGAAAAUUCCAAGGGAGAGAGAGGCCUCGUUCCCAGGACAUACCUUGCGGUUCCUAAGGAAGAGGAAGAAAGCCAGGAGGAGUCACAAGAACACACAGAAGUGGUGGAUGAAACAGCAGAUGUAACUGAAAUUCAAAAAAGAAACAAUUCCUACUGGAGUGCUGUCCGAGCCAUCAUGGAGAAUGACAUUUUGGAGGUACUGACCACCACAGGAGCAGUUCCUGCAGGGUUCCGCCCAUCCAUGCUUUUCCAGCUCUUGGAAGAAGGUGAAGAGUUUCGAGCAAGUUACUAUUUGCAACCUAAGCUUACUCCAUCCCAGCUGGCUUUCAAAGACUUGGUGUGGAACUCUGAGAGAAAUACUAUCCAUCCUAGACCCACCAGAGUGUCCCUGAUUGUCACUUUAUGCAGCUGCAAGAUGAUCCCUCUCCCUGGGACUGGCGUGCAGGUCCUCAGCCGGCACGUCCGUCUCUGCCUCUUUGAUGGCAGCUGGGUGCUGAGUAACAUUCACACAGUGAGAGCCACGUGGCUGCCUAAAAAUCCUCAGACUUGGACUUUUUCUCCAAGGGUGAUGGGCAUCUUACCCAGCUUGCUUGAUGGUGACUCUUUUGUCAGGUCCAACUCUCUGUCUUCAGACAUUGGGAUAUUGUUUGAGCUUGGCAUCACGUACAAGUGCAAUUCAACAGGUGAAAGAGGAGAGCUGAGUUGUGGCUGGGCCUUUCUGAAGCUUUUCACUUCCAGUGGGGUUCCUGUUCCUUCCAAGAUGUAUGAGCUGGUCCUGAGUGGUGGAACUCCCUAUGAGAGAGGCAUAGAGGUUGACCCAUCAAUAUCAAGGAGAGCAGGCUCUGGGGUUUUUCAGCAGUUUAUGAGCCUCAGGAAGCAACCUGUGCUUCUGGUGAAAGUGAAGUCACCAAGUGUGCACUCAAAAGAGAUCCUGAAUUUUCUCCCUGAAACAUUAGUUGGGGGCAUGUGCUACAUCCAUCUCCUGGUGUUUUAUCGACAAAUCCUUGGAGAUGCCCUCCUAAAGGACAGGACAAGCAUUCAAAGCACAGACUUAAUCUGUAAUCCUGUUCUAGCAACUUUCCCUCAACUCCUGGAUCAGCCAGACCUGAUGGAUGCACUUCGGAGUGCCUGGGCAGACAAAGAAAGAACAUUGAAGAGAAUUGAGAAGAGAGAUCAAGAAUUCCUGAAGUCUGAGUUUGUCCUGGUGUACCACAACUCUGUGUUCCCUCUGCUCUGCUCCACGUUCCUUCCCAGCUACAGAUGGGCUGAGGAAGAGGUGGAAUUAUCUCGCUGGAAGGUGAUCCAUGACUUCCUGAAAAGGAGCCGGGAGAAGGAUGGCGCGCUGGAGUACCUGCUGUCAUCAGAAAACACCCACAGAGCUUUUGACAUCUCAGAGCUGGCCUAUGAUUUCUUAGGAGAGGUGAGGGAAAACAAUCCUGGAGAAUGAACAAUUCAGGCUUUCUAAGGACAUAAUAACAAUAAAAUUAAAUUCUUACCAAAGAGAUUGUGUAGGAGCUGAAUUGUAAUGGAUAUUUUAGCACAAUUAAGAUUUUGAGAGAGAUUAAAUUUUAUCUGUUUAUCUACUGGAAA
Lonchura striata (white-rumped munia) is the source of this 2208-nucleotide messenger RNA. It is a transcript of the gene NPHP1, whose product is annotated as nephrocystin 1. The record is from RefSeq and is a predicted model, not a curated record. Gene Ontology annotation, molecular function: protein binding. Gene Ontology annotation, cellular component: cytoplasm; cilium. Lineage: Eukaryota; Metazoa; Chordata; Aves; Passeriformes; Estrildidae. Gene Ontology annotation, biological process: protein localization involved in establishment of planar polarity.